UUUUGCCGCAACUACUUCUAUUAUCAGUAUUUUAAUUACUAAACGUCAACGGUACUGGGCAACUGCCAUUGUGGCCGUUUGGCCAUUGCAUGGUUCUUAGCCCUUAGCCGUUGCCUAGACCGUUGCCUAACCGUUGCCCUGCCGUCGGCAUCGGGUUGCCGUGGCGAUAGAGCGUGUGGUUUUACUCGUAGUGUGUGCUUUUGUUGUGUUAAUGAUAUCAAAUAUCACUUCAAGCAGAGUUUUAGCUAGCGUCUAUUGUGUGUUUAGAAGGAACGUAUUUGUCGGUUGCGCUGAAGAAUUAGAGAUGACCAUUUUGUUCAUCGUGGAAGCCUGAAUGAAACAGUGCCAAUGGUUAGCGCACAUCCCUCUUUAAUUUUCUUUGUUGUGAGGCAAUGUCAACAAAAAUUGAGGAUGAAGACUUGGAUGCUGGUGAGCAGUCGGGAGACGAAGAAGAUGAAGAAGGCGGGCUGUCCAAACGUCGUGGUGCAGGCCGAAGUGUCACAUUGAGCAUGCUGAUGUCCGAAGGCAUCCUUCAGCAUGGCGAAAACGUUCUGUCCAUUGACUAUCUUGGUUCAAGAUUCACCGGUGAUUUGCUGAAGGACGGAAAAAUCAAGUGGCGUGAAACUCAAGAAGUCUACUCUUCACCUAGCUCGUGGGCAGUUCACUGCAAAAAGUUGUUAAACCCUGACAAGAAGUCUGGUUGUGGCUGGUCCACGAUCCGGUACAAGGGAAAAAAACUGGAUUGGUACAAGGCUACCUGGUUCAGAAAACAGAGGAUAAAGAAGGAUGACAGAGAAAAUAACGUUGGGGCCAAGACUCCUACCGGAGAGAAGACAAAGUCUGGGAUUGUUAUCAAGAAGCCUUUGGCCUACCAGAAUGCACCAGGGCAGCCAGCACCAAAGGAGACUCUUAUUCUAAGUCAUGGAGCCCUUGGGACUCGCAAUGUUGAUUGUGAUUUGAACACCCUCGUCAUCUCCACGCCAUUUAGUGUUCUGGACCGGAUUCAACCAUUCACAUUGACAAUAUCUACAAAUUGCUUACUGCUUAUUGACUUUCACUGCCACUUGACUGAGAGUGAAGUGGUUGGUUACCUUGGCGGAACAUGGGACAUUGCUGCACAUAACCUCUCCAUAUUGCAAGCGUUCCCAUGUAGAGGGAGACUUGGGGACAAGGAGGCUGCUCCAGCCAUAGAGGAAGAGAUUCGUGAGUCACUUGAGCAACGCCAUCUCACCGUUGUGGGUUGGUACCACAGUCACCCAAAAUCUCCACCACAGCCAAGCUUACGAGACUGCAACUCCCAGCUGGACUACCAGAUCACUAUGAAGGGUGAAAGUGAUUCUUCAUAUACACCAUGCGUUGGCCUCAUAUGCUCUCCUUAUGUUAAAGAUGAAUCCUGCGUAGAUGCCAAGUACCUGGCCUACUGGGUCAUGCCUCCACCAGAGCACAGACCCAAUGAGUAUGGAAGGCCAAUGCAGAUGAUGUACAAUGUUGCCCAGGAUUCAUUCCUGACUCAGGAUCUUCUAAUGGAAAUGCGUCUGCUGUCUGAGUACUACCGUGGAUCACCAGAUGCACUCAACUUUUGCAAGGAUUUCGAGCCUCACAACAUCAGCUACUGGGAGAAACUGAAACGCUCGCUGACAUCCAAGCUUCCGCGUGAUCUGCAGGUCACAAGUGGUGACACACAAGGGCAAGCUGUUGAUCACUUUUGGGAAUUUGUGAAGGGUCUCAUCAUGCCAGUGUAGUGACACUAUGUGCUCACAACCUUUGGACCAUGCGAGUGGCACUUGUUGCAGUGCGCUGCCACCUUGUCAAAGUUCUAGCCCUUAUCGGAGAUCUAUAAUGAUUUAAGCCUGUGUUGCACAUUUGGCUGCUUGCAAUGGAGCCCUGCAAUGCCCUGGGGCAAGUUGGUCGUUCUUAUGUUUAUUGAUAAGAGGGUGCUGGUACAACCUAACUGUGACUACUCUAGCAGCAGUGCAUCACUUCUGGCAUCACUGAUUUCGAUGAUGUGUGAUACUGGUGCCACACAGUUUGGUGUGAUUUUAGUCCUGGCUCGCAGCUCACCGAUGCUCCCGGUCACCAAGUGGCAAGCAGCCUUCUGCUGGUUAGUGCAUAGUUUCAUACAAUUACUAGUGGGAACUGUGGCACUAGUGUAUAUGGGAGCUGCAAGCAAGGUGGUUCAGCCAGCAUAGGCAUGCUGGUUAGUGCAUGGUUAGUGCAGUCGUUGCCUUCUGCAUUAAGACAAAAAAAAAGUAUACAUUGCUUAAAAAAUUGAAGCCAAUGAAGGCAGAUAAAGCAUAAUAAAUGAAGCUACAAGAAUGUCUGAAGCUACAAGCACAAAGAUCAGACCCAUGUACUUGCCAUCAUUCCCAUGGUGGCUUAACGAUCACUGUGCCUGAGUUCCUUCUAGCAACUAUUGUAGGAAACUAUAUGGGUUAGUGUAAAUAUACUCUCUGAAAGUCAUUAUAGUUCUAAUUGCAUCUGUCAGAUAGUGUGACUUUGCUUCGCUGUAGAUAAUUUGAAGAGAGGUGAAAUCAUUUGCAUAUAUAUAUAUAUAUAUACAUAACAUAUAUUUAGAACAGAUAAUGUGGCCCCCUUACAGGCCUUCAAUUUUUACAUUUUUCUUUGUGCAUGGCAUGGGAAGUAACAUUUCUUGUAUAUUUUUUGACACGUGUAGAACAUGCCAGUUCCACUGUAUCUGGAAUGCAAGGCAUACAUAUACUGUUUUUAGCCCAUUAUUUCAGUGUUGUUUAAUCACCUGCUCCAAUGCUUCAUUUUAAUUGCAUGUAAGCUGUUUCUUAUAAUUCUAGAAAUUUUUUACGCCCUUGACAGAUUUUUACAAGUAUACUCUUAAUUAUUAUGUUUUCAUGUAUAUAGCCCAUCUGUACCAAAAUUGUAUAUUAUUCUGCUUUACGGUAUGAUGUGUCACAACUUGACACUAGUGUAUUAGACCUUGAAAGUGCUUACUUGCUCCCUCUGCUUGAGCAUAUUUUACGAGAUAUAUUUGAAAGUUUGUGUGCUGCUUUUUGCGAAUAGUGUGGAAAGAGCUUUCAUGAGUCAUCAAACCAUUUUGUGUGUGCAUCAGAGCAUGUGUCAAUUGAGUGAGGUCUUCUAUAGUAAAGUGCACUGUGUUUGCAAGGAUAGGUAAUGACUGAAAGGUGCGAGCUUUUUACGACGACGGAAAAAGACAAUAUUACAGUUAUAUAACAAUCUGAACAUACAACCAUAACUGUGGUAAGAUGUUUCACAUAGCGUGGAUAUCUAACCCGCAGGUCCACUACAGCAAUGCAGGUCUGCAUGCUCAUGCUGGGCCGCCCGCACAUUGUGGUGUAUCAUCCGUUCCACUCUAAAUGUCUUAUAAAGGCCACAGUGCGCUGCCCUGAGGGGGCGUGUCACUUGUGCUUGUGGGCAGAUCUGUGUAGUGAUGACAGACCAGCCCAUGGGGCUCCUUUGUUUUGUAGCCAUAUUUGCAGCUUGUUGCAUUGUUGCUGCUUUGCUGACAUACUUGCACUCUAAGCACAUGCAUCUGUAUACACCACAGAAUUCUAAGAAGUUGGCUCAUCUACAGGGCUGUCACCCAGUGUGUGAGCCUGUCACAUUUUGAAAGGUUAAAUUACAAGGAAGAAAAUCUUGUGUUAUAUUCAGAGAAUGGCUCCAUGAAUUUAGCUCGAGGUGUUUUCUCAGCCUGAUAAUUUCAUAAAAUUUCAUUCUAUUCAUGCAAAUAUGGCAAUACACUAGAUUUGCUUGAAGCUGAAGGAGUGCAGCACUCGUGGGUCAGCAAUAUUGUUCUUUUAGCCUCUAUUGUGGCCUUUUUGUAAUGUUUUUAGCAUUUUGCAGCCAUUUUGAAGUGAUUACGUACAAUGUUUUGUAGCAAUCAUGCAUGAGCACAUCUGAAACUACUGUAAUUCUGCAUUGUAUGCACAUACAGAUGGAAAAUUAGCCUUUAUUUAAUAAACAUGAGUUUCUACCUUCCAUGCAUAAUUGCUGUGCCUCAUGACCAAGCUCCUUAUGUGAAUUGUGAGGUGCAGAGAAUAUUUUCCACAUAACUUGGGUAGCCUUCUGGGGAGCAAUGAAGAGCACUAUUUGAAACAGUUCACUGCGGCAGCACUUUUUGAGCUCCUAUUUCUCAUGUGUCAUGACCUACCGAUGGGUCAUGCUCGUUUGAAACUUUCGCGAGCUCCUUAGCAAAGUAAUACUUGUUGAGGGGCUAGUUGGCGCAUGUUUCCAGAAGAGGGUUGUAGCGCUGAAAAAAGACAACACACGGCAAGCGAGACAGGACAGGCGCAAUGCAUAUCCCAUCUCGCUUGCUGUGUGUUGUCUUUUUUUGGCGCUACAACCCUCUUCCUUAGCAAAGAUGUCACUUGUGCACUACAGGAAAGCCCUGUGCACAGCUGCACAGGGGAAAUCACCAGCGUGACCUGCCCGUGACCCACGUCGCAGUCAACGUGUUAACAAAGCUGCUAAGUAUUAGAGACAAUUAGGAGUGUGCAAAUAGCGAGGUUUCAGCUUUUAUUGAUUAUGUAAUGUUAGAAUGCAUGUGUGAAGUUGUAUGUAGGACUAAAUUAGAAUAUUGAAUUCGGUCCGUAAAUAAAAGAAACAUACUAUGUAUUCGUGUUGAAGGGGCCCCGAAACUCUUUUCGAACAUAGUAAGAAAAUGUUGCCGAUCUGUCAACGAGGCUCCUGUGAACAUGCGAGCCAAAUAAUAUUGCACUGCAUGCAGCAGAGAAUUUGCAAUCUCGUGUCAAAAGCAGUGAAAAAUCUCUUGCUCUCUCCUUCGCAACGGCGUUAUGCAAUGUCAUUGCAAGCAGCUGGACCCACCAACAGCUACUGACUGAUUUCAUGAUCACGCAAGCAUUCUCAAUACAAUUAUUGCUCAUUUGUGUUAUACCAAUGAAAAAUAUGUCUGUCUGCGAUCUCAAUACAACAGAAAAAAGAUUUACUCUUUGCGCUGCCAGUCUACACACGACAGUUGCAUGUGGCCUCCGAGAUUAAAAGCGUAGUGUAGGUACUGCGGCUGCUACAAGGUGCCGCCAUAAGCCAUCUCACCGUUAAACGUUUGGGCAGGGCCAGCGAGGCAUUGCUCCUUCAUGUGUGUAGCUUCCAGCUUGCUAGUGGAAAUGAAAGGAGAAAGAAAGCCGCUCAUCGGUCCAAUAACUAUGUAUAAUUCCACUUGUGCUUGAAGGAUUCGAAAAAUUUCUCUGGCAGGACAUAAUUUAAUAGUGAUGUCAUUCUAUAAUUAGUUAUAAAGGUGUUUCAGGACCCCUUUAAGCUAGAGGCCAAGACAUGAUGGAGGAGCUGAACUGACAGCAACAGCUUAAAGACAAAUCAAAUCAAAAGCAGGAGCUUAAUUACCAUAUUUGCAUGAUUAUACCAUGCCACCGAUUGACACGCAAGUAUAUUACUGCCCAAAUACCCCAAAAUAUAACUUGCUACCGUUUCUACAGCACACAUCAAGUAAUGAAACCUGAGUCAACUUGUUCCGUGUUGAAACAAUAUUAUGGAACAUACAAAGGCCACACAGACACGCACACAGCUGAAUCUUGGCGGCUAGUGGCUAUCGGAGUCUGACAACACCUCCUUUUCGCUGUCUACCAACCACAGAAAGUCAUCUUCAGUUCCAUUUAAUGCAUUACAAUUGCCACACUUCUAGAGGCUCCCACAACCAUCGUCUCUGAGAGGGCAUCCCACGCAGCAUGGACCCACCUUGUGUUGUCUCCGAGCGUCACUUUCUUCAGACAACCUGAUCGAUGGCACUGUAGCUAGCUACCUUGCAUUGAGAAUAGGUUACGAUUGUAACAUGCAUGCAAAUUUGAACACACCUUUUAUUUAAAAGAAAGUGCACGUUAGAGUCAUGCAAAUAUGGUAAAUUUUUAUAUUUAACAUGCAAAACUCACUUUAUAGAGGUUAAUAAAUAAAGCUUAAAAUUAAACCCAAAUAGGAGACAAAGCUUGUGGAAAUGCUCUGUGUUUAUGGGAUAUAGCGUGUACAGUAAACCUUCAAAGAUACCGCCGCAUCUGUCUUUUUCGCGGUGAUGGUGUGACUGACAUAUGCCACCAGAUAUUUAGCAUUUGAUAUUGCCACAUCCCUGUGAACAAGUGACGUUGACUCAUUUCGUGUAAAUAGUUACUCGGGCUGAGCAAGCAAUGCUUUUGAUGUUUGCUGAUGGAGAAGAUGAUGUUGAAAGUGUAGGAGUGACACAUAAAGACCUCCAGUGUUGGCCCGAAGCAGCUUGUGGUGCUGCCCGUAAAAGUGUGCAUGUGUAAACAUCACCGUUGCACUGACUUCUUAGAUGUACAGAUCUUGGAUGUCAUGUUGGUGAAGAGAACUGUUUGACACUUCGAAUUAUUUGAAAUUAAAUACCUAAGCAUUUGAAAGUUGGAUUGGAUUGUUUGGCAAGUUAUUACAUGUUAAUUCAAAGUUUGAAUGUUUACAUGCUCCUAGAGACAAUGCUUGCUUGCAUGGGGCAGCCAGAUCAACUACCUGCACCUCGAAUGCAUCAGCUGUUAUCAUAUUUCACUUUCAUGCUACCAAAUUAACACAAUCAUCUUGGAAACACAGAUGCUAUCCAAGUUACAACUGCAAUGUGCAUUCCAUUACAUUCUUUCCAGUUAUGAGAUUAAGUGUGUUGUGCUCACUUUUCACAUUUGACUGUCAAGUGUUUUGUACAUUCAGCUCAAGAAGUGUCUUAUGAAAAGGGUCUCCGAUAACAAAUGGGAAGUCUAAUGGGCAGGUUCAAGCCAGUUUCUUGUGUGAGCUUAGCUUGGAAGCAGAAAAUUUUACAAUGUUUUUGUCAUCAUAUAAUGCAGACAUCAAUGUGUUUGUCAAAAGUAGCAGUCAUUAUGCCCUGCCAGGUAUGGUGGUAGCCCAUCAUGUGUGUUUAGGAUGCAGCAAGGGACAAAUAAAGUAUGGCUACUGCAGUUUUAAUCGUAA
Molecule: messenger RNA, 6927 nt
Organism: Dermacentor andersoni
Lineage: Eukaryota; Metazoa; Arthropoda; Arachnida; Ixodida; Ixodidae
Product: MPN domain-containing protein-like
Molecular function (GO): metallopeptidase activity; protein binding
Source: RefSeq, a predicted model, not a curated record